Messenger RNA from Paramacrobiotus metropolitanus, 2624 nucleotides. RefSeq names its product telomere zinc finger-associated protein-like. The transcript has 7 exons. The record is from RefSeq and is a predicted model, not a curated record. Lineage: Eukaryota; Metazoa; Tardigrada; Eutardigrada; Parachela; Macrobiotidae. Gene Ontology annotation, cellular component: nucleus. Gene Ontology annotation, molecular function: protein binding. Bases 1 to 2094 code for a protein of 697 amino acids.
AUGGAACUCGACUGCUGUUUGCCUGGAUCGGAUAGCGAAUUGCUUAUUCCCCGCCAUGAUCCACCGUUGCAGGAUAUUCGCAAUUUGUUAAAUUCGGCGGAGGGAUCGCAUGGCAGUGGGAUACGCCAUCGGCAGGAACGGAUCUGGAAGAAAGUGGUGUCCAGUGCCCAGAUUCCGCCUCAGACCGUUUUCGGCCCUUUGGUGGCUCCCUUUGCCGAGAAAUGCAGCGAUGCCUAUGUUUACGCAUUUCCCAGCGCGGACGACGGACAGCUGCGUUUCUUCCAGCUGGACUCAGAGCUCUUCUCCAACUGGAUGCGCUACGUGCGUUUCGCGGAGAAUCCGGCGGAGGAGAAUCUGGCCGUCUAUCUCCGCGGAUCCCAAAUCGUCUUCGUCACCGUUAGGAGCAUUCUCCCCGGCGAAGAACUCAAAGUCUGCUAUUCUGCCAAGUACGCCAAGACCCUCGGACGCGGCAAGGCGCAGAUGGAGAGACAAGCAAGCGAGAGUUUUGGUGCAACAGCUCUGGAGUUUGUCGAGCACAAGAAGAACGCUACAUCGCGAUACACUCCUCAAGCGACAACGGAAACUUGCUCAAGGAUCGGUCCUUCCAAUUCGGUUAGCGAUUCAUUAGGGACGCAGAUGACUGAAAAUGACGAAAGUGUCCUUUCGCCUUUGCCAGUAUUGCCCAGCACACAACGCCCUGCGCAAACUUUCAACGGAGGUGAAAGUGUUCUGCCGCCGGCCAAGCGCAGAAGAUGCCUGGCAAAUACAAUCGCGAAUGCGCCUUCUCCGCUUACAAGCCAUGCAUCUGCACAUUUGAAAAUAGACGCCCAUAAAAGUGUGUCACUUUCGCCGUCGCCGACUAUGAGCAGUGGCUCAGCACCGGUUAAGGCAAAGACGAUACGCGAAGAUUCUCCUGAGAUCAGUGCGGAGAAGAUCUCAAGGAAAAACUCCCUUCGGUCAGCGGUACUGGAAAUCGUUCCACCUAUAGAAACCGAUCAGAAUACGUGUGAUGGUAGCACAGAAACACUGUGGACGGAGAGGUAUCAUACCGCUAUGGAUGCCGACAUUGAUUCUGACUGGGCUCCGGAAAACGAUGAAACGCGUGAUGGUAAUAGAGACUUGAAACCACUGGAAAUUAUAGAAAGAAUUGCAGGCGGGCAGAGCUCGAAAUCUAAGGGAAAGCGAAAGAGGCCGAAGUAUCAGAAACAAGAGUGCCCGGCGUGCCACCGCAUGGUGUUUAAAUUAAAUAAACAUGUCAACCAAGAACAUUCCGAAUAUGCGUCGGCGAAUUACAAGCAUGCUUGCGAGACGUGUGGAAUGCGGUACCAGACGAUGCCUAAUUUACGCAUCCAUAUAACAACGUAUCAUCCGGGAGUAACCAUAAGUGGAAUGGAGCCAACCGCGGAAUCGCGUCAGCUGGCCAUGGAAUACAUGCAAAAGACAGGAUAUUAUUCGUAUUUUUGUCCCAGCUGCAAUAAAUAUUUCCUGGAUAAAUCUUUAUUGGAUAUCCAUGAACUGUCACACCGAGUCCUGGAGGAUUUCCAAUGGCGGCCGGAGCGAACAUGCCCAGUGUGCGCUUUCACGGGAGCCAGUUUCGCCGAAUUGGCGCUGCACACGGCAGAUCACGCGAUUAAUCCCAAGGACAGAAAGCAAUGUCUCCUUUGCCCCCGGCAAGUUUGUAAAUUGUCGACACAUUAUGCAAAGGAUCAUCCAGAGUACCGGGAAAUAAUUUCCAGCGAGUGGCAUUUUGAGUGCCAAGAGUGCGGGGUGAAGCUGCGCUCCCAGAAUCAACUGGACGUCCAUACGCGGACACAUGCAAAAAGACUGUACAAAUUUCGUUGCUUGUAUUGCGCGCUGCAAUUCGAGAGUGGCAUUGCGCAUAGCAAACACAACCUAACGCAUCAGCGGGACGGCGUCUAUCCGUGCCCCCUGUGCCCGCGCACGUUCCCCCGGUACAAGCCAUUCCGGACGCACUACCAACGGCAGCAUGACGUCAAGAGCGUGCUGAUCUGCGAAAUCUGUCAAGCCGUCUUCCGGAGGAGAGAUCGCUUGAGGGCGCAUAUGCGAUUGCAUAAUGAAAAUGCGCCGUCGUAAGAGUACCGGUUGGCGUGCAUCGAAUACGGGAAGUGAUCCUUGGAGGUCGUGUCGUCAUGAGCGAUCAGAGAGGCAUCUGGAACAUUACCAGAAAGACUGCCUCGCUAGGUGCAGGAAUGUCGUCAAAGCAAGACAUUCCGCCGAAAAAGACUGGAAUAGCUAGAAGAAUUGCGGGAUAGUGCUCGUGUUCUGAUUGUUGAAGGAUUCUUACAUAAUCGUGUAGUAUUAUGCGGGCCAGUUACCGGAAUCUUUUUCAGCAUACAGCAUUGUGUGUACAACUGCAUUAAAGUUUUUUUUUCAGAUCAAUUUGCCGCAUUGAUUAAUCAGUGAUGACUGCGAUCAGUUUCGGCGAAUUCAUGUUGAUCAGCUUCGCGGUUGUAAAUACUGAAUAUCUAUACGAUAUACUGAGUUUAUAGUACUAAUAUCUGUACAAAUACAGAUCUUGAAUACAUAUUUAUGUUACGUUUCAUCGCUUUUGGCAAUAUCGUCAGCGUUUGUGUUUGUACGUUUACGUACGUUUUUCGGGCGCU